AUGCCAGUCAAAAAAAAGUGUCGCAUAUGUUUGGCUGAGGACAAGGGCCGCAAUGGAAUGCAACCAUUGUUUGAUGAGAAAAAUAUACGUUGUGCCGAAAUUGUCCAUCGCAUAGAGGAAUGUGGGGGAAUUGUGUUAAAGCAUCAUGACGAAUUCCCCACAAUGAUAUGUUUCCAGUGCCUAGACUAUCUAAAUACAUCGUAUAAAUUUCGUUUAAUGUGCCAGUCCAGUGAACAGGCUCUAUUGGAUGCAAUAGUGAAGGUGCGUCAAUUUUCGGAAUUAAAAACGGAACCACAGGAAUCUUCGACGUCGGCCCAACAAUCUACAAAUGUUUCCAAAACAAGGUCCACCACCACCAGCACUGCUAAUGCACCAGCGGCGGCUGAUGAAGAAUUAUUUUUCGAAAUACGUUCCGAAUUUAUUAAAGGCCAAGAAGUUUUCUUCGACGAUCUGCCCGACACCAAACAGGAUAUAUUCAGCGACAAUGACAAUGACCGUGAUGAUGAUGAUGAAUUUCUAGCCAUUGAAGAGGUGGAUUUGGAAGAAAUUGAUGGCGAAGAACAUUUGGAUGAUAGUGAUACAGAUAAUGAUAACGAUAAACUAUUAGAUGAUGAUGAAUUUGUGCCCAUACCAAAAAAGAAAUCCAAAACAAAAGCUGCGAAGCCCAAAAAGGAGACAAAAGUAAAGGGAUCGACUGGCAAUAAGACUACUGGUGCAACUACUACUGGUGAAAAGGGUGUGGGUAGAGGUCGAGGUCGUAAGAAAAAUGAAGCGGAACCGGAAACAAAUAUAUGUGAAAUCUGUGGCAAUAUCUAUGCCAAGCGAAGUCUGCUGAAUAUGCAUAUGAGACGUCAUCGGGCCGAAAAGCCAUUUGAAUGCGAAAUUUGUGGUAAACAAUUCACCUGUCCCUCGGAAAUAGGUCGUCAUAUACGAAUUCACACCGGAGAAAAACCUUAUGUUUGUCGUUUCUGUGGCCGAACAUUUGCCGAUAGAAGUACAAACAUUAAACAUGAAAGAAUACACACAAAUGAAAGGCCAUUCACCUGCCAGACAUGUGGUAAAUCAUUUACAUACUCAAAUGUAUUAAAGAAUCACAUGCUAAUACAUACAGGAGAAAAGCCAUUCCCUUGCAAACCGUGCAAUAAAACAUUUUCACGCAAACAUCAAUUGGAACAGCAUUUAAGUACCAUAACACAUCAACAGACUAUUAAAAAUCUCCUAAUGCCAAAAUUCCGAGAUGAAGAUGGUACAGAAUAUACAUUGCAAUUAACCGAUAGUCAUGGCCAACCAAUUGAACAACAACUACAAUCAUAA
This is a messenger RNA of Musca vetustissima, 1314 nucleotides long. Its product is annotated as zinc finger and SCAN domain-containing protein 31. The transcript is spliced from 7 exons. The record is from RefSeq and is a predicted model, not a curated record. Gene Ontology annotation, biological process: regulation of transcription by RNA polymerase II. NCBI's taxonomy places the organism in Eukaryota, Metazoa, Arthropoda, Insecta, Diptera, Muscidae. Gene Ontology annotation, cellular component: nucleus. Gene Ontology annotation, molecular function: zinc ion binding; RNA polymerase II cis-regulatory region sequence-specific DNA binding; DNA-binding transcription factor activity. The coding region runs from base 1 to 1314 and encodes 437 amino acids.